Messenger RNA from Lactuca virosa, 2451 nucleotides. NCBI's taxonomy places the organism in Eukaryota, Viridiplantae, Streptophyta, Magnoliopsida, Asterales, Asteraceae. The record is from the annotation of a GenBank genome assembly.
AUGAUAUUCAAAACCAUUGUAUUUUUACCAUUCUUGGUACUUGGUGUUCUAUCUGCAGAUUCUAGCUUAAAAGAUGAAGUUGAUGCUUUGGAACAUUUCAAGAACUCAAUCACAGAUGACCCAACUGGUGCACUCCUGGAUUGGAAUGCUGAUUCCAUCCACCACUGUAACUGGACUGGAAUCCAAUGUGAUAAUGUCUCACAACGUGUAGUUUCCAUUUCUAUUCAGCAAACACAGCUCAAAGGCCAAAUCUCUCCUUUUCUUGGAAACCUUUCCAGUCUUCAGGUUCUUGAUCUUUCUUACAAUUCAUUUACUGGAAACAUUCCUUCCCACUUGGGAUAUUGCACACAACUUACUACACUUUCCCUUUACACCAACUCCCUCUCUGGGCCGAUUCCAUCGAAACUGGGAAACCUCCGGAAUCUGCAAAUACUUGACCUUGGAAACAAUUCACUAUCUGGAAUCAUUCCGGAAAGCUUGUGUAAUAUCACUUCCAUGUUAGAACUUAGCCUUGAUGACAACAAACUCAAUGGUUCAAUCCCGGAUAGAAUCGGGGAUUUGAUCAAUCUUCAGCAACUUGGAGCUUAUGAUAACCGUUUACAAGGCUCAAUUCCUACUUCUGUUGGCAAUCUAAAAGAGUUGCUAGCUCUUGAUUUCAGUCAAAACCAACUUACUGGUAUCAUUCCUAGACAGAUUGGAAACUUGUCAAAGUUACAAGUUCUUCAGUUGUUUGAAAAUUCACUCUCUGGGAAAAUACCAUCUCAACUUGGCAAUUGCACGGAUCUAUCUCUUCUCAACAUAUACAACAACAAACUCGUUGGAAGCAUUCCUCCUGAGCUUGGAAAUCUCAUGGGCUUACAGGUUUUGCGGUUGUAUACGAAUCAGUUGAAUUCCACGAUCCCAAACUCAUUAUUCAAAUUACAAUCAUUAGUGAUUUUGCAGCUGUCAGGGAAUAAUUUAACAGGGAAUAUUUCUUCUGAAAUAAGUUCACUUAAAUCUCUACAAUCCCUGACCCUUCAUCAGAACAAUCUCACGGGGGAGAUUCCAGCAUCCAUAACUAGGUUGGUCAAUUUGACAUACUUAACAAUUAGCUUAAACUCCAUCACAGGUGUAAUUCCUUCAAGCAUCGGGUCACUUCAUAACCUGAGAAAUUUGUCUCUUAGUAAUAAUCUUCUUGAGGGAUCUAUUCCAUCGAGCAUCACAAACUGCACAAAUAUCCGUCGGAUAGAUAUUGCUAGUAAUAGGAUGACUGGAGAAUUGCCUCAAGGUUUAGGGAAGUUAUCAAAUCUAACAUAUCUAGUUAUUAGCAACAACAGAAUAUCAGGAAGAAUCCCGGAUGACCUCUUCAAUUGUUCAAGUCUAGUGGUUUUGGAUAUAGCAUUUAACAAUUUCUCUGGAUUGUUGAAACCAAGUAUUGGAAAACUUUAUAAUCUCCAAAUACUUCAAAUUCAUGGUAAUUCUUUUUCCGGGUCCCUACCAGGAGAAAUCGGAAACCUUAGUAAUUUAAUCUUGUUAAACUUGGGACAAAACCAAUUUUCGGGUGCGAUUCCUGUAGAAUUCUCAAACAUUUCUUCCCUUCAAAGCCUUUUGUUGGGUAACAAUAAUCUUGAAGGAAAGAUUCCAGAGGAAAUCUUUGAGCUCAAACAGCUGACUGAACUCUACUUGAUGAACAAUAAUUUUGUGGGUUCGGUUCUGGAUUCUGUUUCAAAGCUUGAGAUGCUUUCUCUGUUGGAUGUAAGUGGAAACAGGUUUAAUGGGUCAAUCCCGGAGAGUAUGAGAAAACUAAACAAAUUGAUUUCGAUAGACCUCUCACACAACAUGCUCACAGGGUCGAUUUUAGGGUCCAUGAUUGCAGGUAUGAAGAAUCUACAGAUAUAUCUAAACCUCUCCAACAAUUUUCUUACAGGUAACAUCCCAACUGAGUUAGGAAAGCUUGAGAUGGUAGAAGCCAUUGACAUCUCGAACAAUAAUCUGUCUGGAGGCAUUCCAGUGACACUUCAAAGCUGCAUAAACAUGAAGAGUCUUGACUUGUCUGGAAAUCAGCUUUCUGGUAGUAUUCCACAAGAAAUAUUUCCUCCUCUUGAUCAGCUUACCAGCAUAAAUUUUUCAAAGAAUCAGUUGGAUGGAGACAUUCCCGAAAGCAUGGCGAAUUUGGCUGAUCUUACAUCAGUUGAUCUUUCACACAAUAAAAUCAAGGGUUUGAUUCCCCAGAGUUUUGGCAACAUUUUGGUAUUGAAACACCUCGACCUUUCUUUCAAUCAGCUUGAAGGACGUGUUCCAGAUACCGGUAUUUUUAGAAAUACAAGUGCAGUUGCAUUACAGGGAAAUCCAUCUCUGUGUCUUGCCAACAACACCAAGUUAUGUGCCUCAUCAAGUAAAUCAAACCAUUCACUGUCCAAUAAGACUCUAUUGAUUCUUUCAAUACUCGGAUUUCUUGUUAUUUUUUUCUGA